This is a messenger RNA of Menidia menidia (Atlantic silverside), 762 nucleotides long. The record is from the annotation of a GenBank genome assembly. NCBI's taxonomy places the organism in Eukaryota, Metazoa, Chordata, Actinopteri, Atheriniformes, Atherinopsidae.
AUGCAUUCAGGAGAAUGCCUGGCAGAAGCUGCAGCAGUACACCUCUGCAACAUGACCUGCGACGACUGCAUAUGGCAUCUGACUUUCGACCUGAAAAAGUCCAACCAGACGCUGGACCAGCUAAAAGUUGGAGUGCUGAACAUCUCCACUGGUGCAGCUGCUAACGACAGGCUCAAAUACUAUAACUACACAGCCCACCGACUCCAGAUGGAGUUUCAGAGGUGGAAAAACAAGUCAUCUGUGAUGAAGGCCCAGACUGAUGACCUGGAGUGGGCCACAGAAACUAUGGUGCUGGACAUCAGAGAGCUCGCCGAAUCGGAGUCAGCCCCGGGCCGUUACUCAGGGCUGGUGCUACAUCUGGAACGGUGGGAAAGUGAAGCGGAGCCAGGAGGAGUUGUCCAGCGGGGGGGGAUUGCCGGACAAACGCAAAACAUGUCUUCUGAAAGUCUCCGCGUUCUCUUCAUCCUAUUUUUCGCCCGUCCGGCCUCUGCCCUCAGACCCGGGGACCAGCAGCAAACGUUGCCAAUAGUAUGCAAAAAGGGAUUUUUCCUCAGUGACAGAAACGUCUGUCUACCAUGUAACUGCAGGGGCCACGCUGACUUUUGUGAGGACGUCACUGGUGUUUGUAUAAACUGCAAGGACCACAGUGCGGGCGAUUUCUGUGAAAUGUGUGAGGACGGCUACUUUCUGACCCCCGGUCUGGACGGGCACCAUAGCUGCAAACCCUGCCCCUGCCCCCUCUCCAUCCCGUCCAACAGGUGA